This is a messenger RNA of Actinia tenebrosa (Australian red waratah sea anemone), 4394 nucleotides long. RefSeq lists its product as uncharacterized. NCBI's taxonomy places the organism in Eukaryota, Metazoa, Cnidaria, Anthozoa, Actiniaria, Actiniidae. The record is from RefSeq and is a predicted model, not a curated record.
UUGCCCUUCCAGGUAAAAAACCAGCCAAUCAUCGACUACAACAAUACUUUGCGCGUGUUCCCCGAGAUCACCUGGUUUAUAAAGCAAAGGAAAAACGCGAAAUUUUAAAACCAUUAUCGACAAAAAUCGAUCUUAUAUUUUAUUCACUGGCCAUCGAUACUACCGAUGUUUGACAACUGUAGUCCCCUGUCUGAACGUGCAAAAUGCGAGCCAGAUAACAUAUCAAUCUAAUAUUACAAAAUACCGACCUCUGGUUUGAAAUCGGAGCUCUUUGUUUCUCCAAACCAAUUCAAACGCAACCACACAGAAUAUCUUGGCAUUUUUUAAAAUUCGAUUUCAACGAAGCAAGAACUUUAACAGUGAUGUAGUAUUUACUGUACUUGAGCGAAGGAGUUCUGCAGGUAUAACGUGUUGCAGAAUGAAAAUAACAUUUUUCCAAGAAUCAUCUAGAAACAAUAAGCUACGACAAGACGGAACAGCUUAGAGAGCAGAGGAUUCAAUAUAUUCUUCAAAAUGACAACAAUGAUCAGAAAAGUAUGGCGAUCUCUGACAAAACCGGUAUUUCACGUCAUAAUGGACAAAGCCGACAACACAAGUAAAGAUGUCAUUGCAGGACAAACAACACAGAUUUGCACCAUAACGAUAUACCUUCACGMGGAUCGGAAACUAGGGAAACAUCAGAGAGAAGUUAAAUUUCCUCGUCUUAUUAUUGAKGAAGUCCCUGGUGUUGACAUAAGUUUUGGUGAUAAAAUUCAACAUGGCAGAGAAGCAUUGGAGAUAGGUGUGUUCGUUCGCGCCACUACAUGCGGCAGAUAUUGUAUAACUCCCAGGUUUCUUGAAAAAAAGUACAAUUUUAAGCUGAAUAACAUCACGCCUGUUGAUUUUGAAGUGAGACCAGCGCAGUUGCAUUCUCUAGAGCUAUUCAAAAUAGGGUCAACCAGAAGUCAAAGAGAAAUGUACCUAGGCAGCAGCGUUUAUCGCGGCUGUCAAACAGAAAUUUGGUUAAAAGCCAAAGACAAAUUUGGAAACCCAACGAUCUUAGACGAUGAAUUCAAGAUAUCCUCAGACAGCUCAAAAUACGUGACGCUAAUUUCGACUACUCCUGAUAUUGAGUUUGGAAACUAUCUUGUCACGCUUCUGUGUAAUGAAGUUGGAAGAUUUUCUUUUGAUCUAUUAUUGUCAAAUACUGAUAUGAAGCUCGAGGUAAAUGAUUUUGAAGUCCUUCUUCCUCCUGUAUCGCCAACAAAUUCAUAUGUAGUUCACACCAUAGAGGUAAACACGAGCCAGGAAAAAAGUCUGAAGGCUGGAAAAGUGAUAACAAGUGAAUUAUUCCUCUACGACAUUUUUGGAAAUCAAAUAUCCUGUGAGGAAAGCAAAGGUUUUUUCGAUGGAAUUCGUCUUGUUUGUUGUGAUGUUAUGACAUCAACUGGUUUCCAUUCUCCACACGUGUUUUCCACUUCAACUCCAACAAAGGAAACCAAGAAGGAAGAAGAUUCUUUAAAGGUGUGUACUGCAGAGUCAGAUAGCAACGCCUGUGUCGUGAAAUUCACGCCCCUAAUAACAGGAAAGAGGUUGUUGUCAUUGAACGUAGAUGGUAAAGAAAUAAAGAACUCUUCCAUCAAGUUAACCGUCCAACCUGGUCCUCCACAUGAAGUAGACAUCCUCAGUCAGGAACCCUCUUCGUUGAGCGUUUAUCGAAGUCGUACAGCUAAAAUCUGGGUGACUGUCAAAGACGAAUUUGGAAAUCAACAUACUGGAAGUGAUGUAAGUUUUAAGGUGCUUUCCAAAGGUUCGUUUGUCACGUUGCUGUCGUUCACAUAUGACCCAGAGAAAGGAGGCUACGUUGUCAUAGUACGUGGUGAUAAAACUGGUAAAACAUCAUUUGACUUGAUUGUCUCACGACACAACCGUGAAGUAGUAAAGUGUAUCUCAUUGGAAGUCAUCACUCCGCCUGUAUCUGGGUCAAACUCGUAUGUUCUCAAAGUUGAUAAAAGACAGAAUAGCAUUCUGAAGGUUGGAGAAGCCAUGGAACUCGCAUUAAUGCUCCACGAUAUUUUUGGUAAUAAAAUAUCCUGUGAGGAAAGCAAAGGAUUUCUUGAAAGGCUUCGUCUUAUCUGUUGUAAGGUUAGGGCAUCAACGUGUUUCCUCUCUCCACACGUGAUUUCCACUUCAACUUCAACAAAGAAAAGCAAGAAGGAAGAAGAUUCUUUAAAGGUGUGUCCUGUAGAGUCAAAUAGCAACGCUUGUGUCGUGAAAUUCACGCCUCUAGUAACAGGAAAGAGGUUGUUCUCGUUGAACGUACUUGGGGAAGACAUAAAGAACUCUUCCAUCAAGUUAACCGUCCAGCCUGGUCCUCCACAUGAAGUACAAAUCCUCAACCGGGAACCCUCUUCGUUGAGCAUUUAUCGAAGUCGUACAGCUAAAAUCAAGGUGACUGUCAAAGACGAAUUUGGAAAUCAGCUUACUGGAAGUGAUGUAAGUUUUAAGGUGCAUUCCAAAGGCUCGUUUGUCACGUUGCUGUUUGUCACACAUUACCCAGAGAGUGCAAGCUACGUUGUCACAGUACGUGGUGAUAAAACUGGUAAAACAUCAUUUGACUUGAUUGUCUCACAAGACAACCGUGAAGUAGUAAAGUGUAUCUCAAUGGAAAUCAUCACUCCGCCUGUGUCUCAUUCUAACUGUUACAUCCCUCAGAAUGACAUUGAAACUCUACAAAAAACGAUCCAUAAAUCUGGCAAAGUCAUAACAUUUCAGYUAAAGCUAAUUGAUAUUUUUGGAAAUCCGAUUGCCUUUGAAGAAAGAGGUAAUUUCCCAGAAAAUGUUCGCCUUGUCUAUCUUCAUGAUGAGCUUCCUGGCUGGUCGAGCUCGGACGGGAACAACAGAAGGAAAAAAACUUCUUUAAGAGUCCGUCGUUGUGAAUUUGAUUCUUGUGAGCUCGGGUUUACACCAUUAAAAGCUGGAAAAAGAUGGUUCUUUUUAGAAAUAGCUGGGGAAAUGUUGAAGAACUCUAAAAUGAGGCUUGCUAUUUUACCAGUGGAGGGACAAAAUGUGGAGUUAGAUUUCGAAGAAUCUUAUGCCUGUGGAACUUCUGGAGAUAAAGUUCGUACAAUUUCUUUCAAACAAGACAAUUACAUUGAAUUCUACGAGCAUCAUAGGAACAUUCUGUGCAAGGGCGUCUCAAGAAGAGAACUUGUUGGUGCUGACAAGGCAAAUAUCAAAAACAUUAACCGCGUCUUAGAGAAAGAAUACCCGGAUUGCAAACUAUCUAACGACAUGAUAACCCGAGAUUACGUAAGACUUGUGUUGUUUGACCUCAGUAAUUUUCCAGAGGCUGCAGCUUUGAAAGUCUUGGAGCUUUUGUCGCUUCUGGUUGGGAGUGAACAUUGUAGGAGUCAAGCGAAUGAGAUGGGCGAUCAGAGAGAAAAAUGGCAAGAGGAAGAACAACAAGCAAUUCUUGAUGAAAAUAGCAGAGAAGCCAAAGAGUUUAGGGUCGUGAAACUCGAGUGCGGGAGGUUAAUGAAUGAAAAUAAUGAGAAAGCGUCCGAUUUCAUUUUUAAAUUUUACAACUAUGGUCGCCCUCAAAGUGAGAUUGAUCUUCAUGGACAACGUGUCGCAAAUGCUGAGAGACUAAGAGAGCUACGAGCAAAGCUUCUCAGGGAAAAUAAAACCGAGGCGCAGGUGCAAGAGAUAAUCGAAAAACAGCGACAAAAAAGGGACGAAGCUAUCCGUAAACUAGAUGAAAGAAUAAGAACUUUUGAUCACGAGAAGGCAAAAAGAGAUGGUGAAGAUUGGCUGGAGAUAAUAGACGGGGCAGGACAUCAUUCAGCAACUAAAGGCCAGCAAAAAAUAAGGCCAAAAGUAAAGGAAUAUCUUAAAAAGAAGARCAUUAAGUACGUGGAGGCGAACGAAGGAGCACUGCUAGUUACUUUCUCUGAAUACACUGGACAACAGCCAUGCGUGGGAAACUUUUACUGUACAAAAUGCAAGAAGGGAUGGACCAGCAUUUCAAGUUGGCAAGGGUUUUAUCAGCUAUGCAACAAGUGUUAUGCCAAGGGAACCGAGUCCAAUUGUUUACCAUUCAAACUGAGAUCUACACUCCCCCCAAAACGACAAGGGGGUGAAUUUACUCGCCAAGAUCACAGAAGACUGUGUGAAAAGUGUAUUCAACUAAAGAAGGACUGUAGACGAAAGAAAUGAUUGCCAAAAUAGGCAAUCAGCUGAGAUUCACUGUGAUGCUGGAAUGGUAAAUCCUGCAAGCAUUGAGUACGCCAAUGAGAAAAAAUCUAAAACAAUACUACUAUACAAUACUACUAUACUAUGUCUAAUCUUUGCGUACAUAUUUACGGUGUUCAAUUUAUCUAUAGAGAAAAAAUAUCGCUCUGGGAUCCUCACGA